ACCCCACUUGCGAUUCUUGUUCUCCCAUAAUUUGAGGGUAUUUAUUGAAAUUACUCCGUUCACAUCAAGUAUAUCUUGCUGUUGAGGAUUACUUUUUGUUCGUACUUGCGAGUUAACUUUCAUCCAAUCAACACUGUUAUCGCUGUACAAAUGAAUACCUCUCCAACUACAAAAGUUUCCGAAACAAUUCCUUCUUCAUUUGGAGGUCGGGUGUGCCCAACCAAUCCUCGUCGAGCCCCAAAAUCCCGCCAGGGGUGUCAAAGAUGCAAGGCUAAGCGUGUAAGCCUCACUUGUUACCUGUUAGAAACACAAUAGUUUCACUACUGACUUGACAGUAGUUGAAAUGUGAUGAAAAAAAGCCGCAUUGUCUUCAAUGUCUCAAAAGAAAGGCAGAGUGUUGCUAUGCUUCCCAACGACUAGUUUGGUCGACGAAACAUGAAAAGGUUCUAGUUGGAAAUACUCACAGAUCACUCCCACCUUCAGCAAAAGCUCUGGAAAGAAAACUGGUGGUGGAUUCAAUGCCCUCCGUGAAUACAUCCCCUGGUAAAAAACCUACGGAAUCUAAUUCAAAGCAAGACCAUUCUAAAAUGGUUGAACAUGAUGAAUACUGUGGAAGAAGCGGAAGUGAGUCUGACCAGGGCCGCGAUGUCACAAUCAAGAAGAAGCUUGCUCCAGUAUUCACUGAUAGUCUUUCUGCCAUUCGCCAUCAAUUGAACAACUCGAGUGUACCUGAGUUUCUUGUUCAUCUUCCAACCAUGCUCGUGGAAUACUAUUUCGGUUAUAUUUGUAUAAUAUUCUCAUCCUUUGACGGCAUGCUCAAUCCAUUCCGCUCUACUGUUGGCCAACUCUGGGAUGGCUCGGCACCGAUAUACUACGCCAUUCAAAGCAUGGCCGCUGCGUACCUUUCGCAUGACUUCCCACGUAUGUCUACCGUUGGGAUUCAAAUGCAACGAGAAACAUUUAGAUGCUUGUAUCAAUCGGGCCGAGCUGGAUUGGACUCCCACGACAACAUCGAUAAGACUCUCUUGACUGUGCUCCUGGUUGGUCAAACCACAGCAUGGCAUAAUCCCCGAGAUCUAGGUCUGGCACACCUGAAAACUGCCAAGUGGUUAUACAAGCAACGGCUUGCUCGGCAAGGUAUGAAUGUUGAUAGCAAAACGCGCCGACAGAAUGAGUUCUUCGAACAAUGUAUUUUAUACUGGGAUUUACUCGCUGGAUUUGUCGAAGAUGAAGAGAACAUUGCCAUGCUAGGGGACGAUAUAUUGGUGGAAAGCCACACGACCCCAAAUAAAAAUACGGAAAAUCGCCAAAUAUUUCCUCAUCCAUGGACCGGAGUCGCACCGAAGGUACAAGCUUUAUUGGCCCAGGUAGGAAGAUUGAUUCGAUCCUGUCGCAAGUCAACGUUCAAUCCAAUUGCAAAUGUUGCUCUUGAUGAUCCUUUCUUCGACUUCAGUUCUUUACCACUUCAACAAAGUGUCUUCCCCAGCAUCGAGUGGACUAACAGAGCCCGGCUUUUGGAAGAGCAAUUACUGGCUGUGAAUUUACCAUCCGAAGCCGAGCUUGUAGAUGCUGGUGACGAGAACACGCCCGUCAGGCAAUACAUCCUGCUAGCAGAAGCAUAUAGGUGUGCCGCUCUCCUAGAGAUAUAUCGCGUCUUCCCUACUAUCUGUCUGACUCGGCAGCCCGACCGCCAAGAAAUAUUAUCUUUGCCAGUUUCACAUUCGGCGGAGGAAUCCUUGAUAUCGCUUGCAUUACAUAUCGUAUCCCUCCUCGAGAAGAUCCCUUCAACAUCCGGUACUCGAUGUCUUCAACCCAUUGUCAUGAUUAUCUCUGCAAGUGAGCUCCGGUUCUCCACAGCAGCAAUGGAGACAUUUUCCAUUGAUGCAACUUUGGGAUUAAGCCAUUACGAAGGUGUUGGUCACAACCAUGGUCCGGCAUUAAGUGGCACAACGAUGUUGAAUAGCAUUACUAAUUUCGAGGUGGAUAUUGCGGCCGCCCGUCGUUUUAUUGUUACUCGUUUUCAAGAUUUUAAGCUAUCAUUGCCUGCGAAACCUAUGACAAAGGCAUUGAUACUGGUUGAAGAGACUUGGGCGAGAGCUGAUCUUGGACAAGAAGUGUUCUGGAGUAGGUGACUUGGUGUCUUUUACAAUAUUGAUCGAAGCUUAAGCCUUGAAUUAUCGCUAUUUUUCUUCCUUAUCGACGUAUAAACUAACUUUUUUCAACUAUAGUGGAUGUAAUGUCAGAAAUGAAUCUGGAAUGCAUAUACGGGUGAAUCUCCCCAUACGUUCUAUAGACACGUUGAUUACAUUAUCUCAAGAUCCCAGCUGCAUGUAAGUACUUCCUACCUUUACAAGAGUGCCUUUUAUUUACCAAGUCCAUGAUUAGGAUUCUUGCCUAAAGAUUAUUAGUUGCAAUUCUGGACCAUUAUGACUUUAUGUAUUUUCUAACAACGACAAGCGAAGGAUCUUAAGGUUUCAAAGAACUUGGUCAUCCGUACAUUUGAAAGACUUCUGACUCUUCCUAUUCUAAUACUGCGAGUCAGUAAAGCCGGUAAUCAACCAGUUGUCUUGCAUGUAGCCAAGUAGUUCCAGCAGACCUACGCCGCUAAGAUGCAUACGUCCCGUCUUGUCACCUCAACUAUAGAAUCUCCUGGAAGAUUCAAGUCGGCAAAGCGAUAAUUGUCUAAUGGAGACUCACACCAUCAGCACGACAAGCGCACCUACUCGCUAACCUUUGCCAUGGCAAUGGGUGCUCAGUGGACGUUUGGCACUCAUAGGCCGUUUU
Messenger RNA from Sclerotinia trifoliorum, 2784 nucleotides. The record is from the annotation of a GenBank genome assembly. Lineage: Eukaryota; Fungi; Ascomycota; Leotiomycetes; Helotiales; Sclerotiniaceae.